GUGAAGUUGAGUGGGAAGAUAGGACAUUCUGCAGACAUCAUUUUAAUAGACCAUAGCCUUAUUGUUACAGCACUAGGCGAGACGGUCGUCAGGUUCUGGGAUUUGGACCGAGACGAGAACUAUGUACUGUCCCCAGAUGUGCAAUUUGGCUUUGAGGGUGGAGAAUGUAUUAAUUGUAUUUCUUACUGCAGUGCUAAAGGUCUCUUAGCAGCUGGUACUAACAAAGGGAGAAUAGCUAUGUGGAGGAAAGCCGCAGGAUCCGAUCAGAGCAUACGGGCUUUGGAGGGCAAAGAGAAGUGGAAGCUCCAGGCACCUACAGAACUUGAAGGGAAUGUCACUCAGAUAAAGUGGGGCUCCCGAAAAAACCUGCUGGCGGUGAACAUCAUCAGCUCUGUGGUGAUCCUCAGUGAACAGGCCAUGUCUUCUCAUUUUCAUCAGCAAGUGGCCGUUGUACAGGUGUCUCCCAACCUGUUUAAUGUGACCGUCUUCAGCACAGGAGCCACAUACAGUCUUCGUGUUGAUAUGAAUGUUAACGGAGUCUUCGCUACUAAGGAUGCUGUAGUGUUCUGGAAUGGGAAGCAGGUUACUGUCUUUGAGUGCUCAGGAGACACCUUCAGAAGUGCAGGCUCUUUUCUUUGUGACUCCCCAGUUCUGUCUGUGCAUGGAGAAAAUUUGUACACUGUUGAGCCGUAUCGAGUCCAGGUCCGCACCUGGCAGGGCACAGUUAAACAGCUGCUGGUGUUCUCUGAAGCAGAGGGGAAUCCGUGCCUCUUGGAUGUCUGCGGAAAUUUCUUGGCUGUGGGAACUGAUUUGGCUCACUUUAAAAUUUUUGAUCUCUCUCGCAGAGAGGCAAAAGUGCAUUGCAGUAGCAAGAAUUUCUCUGAGCUGUUUCCUGGCCUUGGAGGCAUUGCAUCUGUUAAGUGCAAUGCUAAUGGCAAUAAAGUCAGCAUCCUUGUUAGCAAGGUGGAUGGGAACAUUGAUUCCAAGAUCUGUUUCUAUGAUGUUGAAAUGGACAAAGUUACGCUCUUUGAUUUCAAGGCUGAACAGGGAAAUGGUAGGAAGAAGCUUUCUUCUGGGCAAGGCACUGACAAGUCUGUUUUGGAGUAUCCAGAGUUGCACAGCCACAUCCCUGCUUGCCAUUUCUGGGACCAGAAUGAACCAAGACUUUUUGUGUGUGAAGCAAUUACUGAAACAGGCCAACACUGUUCAGACCAGAAGAAAGAACAGACUGAGACCACA
Molecule: messenger RNA, 1239 nt
Organism: Eurypyga helias (sunbittern)
Lineage: Eukaryota; Metazoa; Chordata; Aves; Eurypygiformes; Eurypygidae
Product: intraflagellar transport protein 140 homolog
Exons: 10
Biological process (GO): intraciliary retrograde transport
Cellular component (GO): intraciliary transport particle A; axoneme; ciliary basal body
Molecular function (GO): protein binding
Source: RefSeq, a predicted model, not a curated record